AUGUUGAUUUCAACAUGGCGUGUGACCGCGCUACUCUUGGCGUUUGUCAACCUCGCCUCUGGUCUGGAAAGAAACAGACUGGGAGCUAGCCCUUACUACCUGAACCACGAUGAUUGCCCGGAGCGGUGCAGCAUAUCUGGUCCUGAGCCAGGUAACUGGUCCGUUUACCAGGAUCUCACGCAGCUCAGGAAGUGUCAGGAAACCAUGUUCUUUGCCUUCUCCCUCUUUAAUCCUAUCGAUGAAGAUUCUACUCAUCGCAUUCAUGCCUGUACAUCAUUUGGCCCAGACUUCUCACUUCUUCCCAACGCCACCACCAUACAAGCCGCUGCUUCUUCUCCCAUCAGUAUCGAUUAUGAGAUUGGUUGGCACAAGGGCGGGUUUGAACUGGCUGCUUCUGGAAUUCGUUCCAUCACCAGGCAAGCUCGCCACUACCUGAGUCAUGGACACGGGACUGCAGAUAGGCCUGCUAUCAUGUUUGCUCAGUCGGGACAAGCCACUCUUGGUCUAUAUGUUGGCGAAAGCCUCGGAAGUCAAGUUAUUGGCUCUUCUGCGCUCCAAAUGUUGGAGAACAGCCUUGACAACUUGAAUGUUACAGGAUCCAAUCUGGCUAUGCAACUAUGCGUUCCAGAUUCUGGUAAUUCUCAUUCAUAUGGUCUCAUGGUGGCAAGCAACGGAACCUUUGCUUCCAUCCAGAACGCUGUUCAGUCGUGGGCUAACGGAACCUGUCUGUCCUUUCCGGAGUCUACAACCAUGACCGGCGAGGCGUUUAACUCUACCAGGCCAGCAAAGCCCGUAUCUACAAGCAGCGAGCAUGGCCGACGCCACCAACAUCUUCAUGUCCGUGCUGAGUGCAGAACCACCUGGGUCGAGUCUGGGGACAGUUGCGCUAAACUGGCACAGAGAUGCGGCAUCUCGGCCAGCGACUUCACCAUGUACAAUCCAGGAUCCAAGUUCUGUGCUGGGCUGGUGCCUAAGCAACACGUGUGCUGCUCAAAAGGAGAUCUUCCUGACCUCCGACCUACCAAGAACAAAGACGGUUCUUGCCACGCCUACAAGGUUGGCAAGGGUGACAACUGUGCAAGCAUAGCCGUCGAGAAUGGUCUUAAGGUUGAAGAUCUUGAGAAGUUCAACAAGAAAGCAUGGGGUUGGGCUAGAUGCAAGAGACUGUUCUACCAGACUGUCAUGUGUUUGAGUGAAGGAACUCCCCCGUUCCCUGACGAAAUCGCCAAUGUAAACUGUGGUCCGCAAAAGCCAGGAACCAAGAAGACUGGGGAUACCACCGAUAUAUCUGAUCUUAACCCUUGUCCUCUCAAUGCCUGUUGCAAUAUCUGGGGCCAAUGCGGAAUCACCAAGGAGUUUUGCACUGAUACCAGUACUGAUGCCCCCGGAACUGCCAAGGAGGGCACCAACGGUUGCAUCUCCAACUGUGGUACCAAAAUUGUCAACAGUGGCGGUGGUGGCACAAUCAAAAUUGGUUACUUCCAAGGUUACGGUAUGGGCCGGCCUUGCCUCUACCAAGAUGCCUCCCAGAUCGACACCUCGAAGUACACGCACUUGCACUUUGCGUUCGGCACUCUUACUAAGGAUUUUGAUGUUGAAGUGGGAGACAAGCUCUCUCAGUAUCAGUUCAAAAACUUUGCACGUUUGACUGGCGUCAAAAGGUUCCUUUCAUUUGGUGGCUGGGACUUUUCAGCCCUCCCUGCGACGUAUUCCAUCUUUCGAGAAGGUGUAAAACCCGCCAAUCGACUCAACAUGGCCAAGAAGAUCGCCGCGUUCAUUGUUGAGCACAAGCUUGACAGUGUCGACAUUGACUGGGAGUACCCUGGAGCACCUGAUAUUCCUGGCAUUCCCCCAGCUGACAAAGAUGAAGGGAAGAACUACCUCGCUUUCCUUGUCGUCUUGAAGAACCUGUUAAAGGGCAAGUCGGUAUCUAUCGCUGCUCCCUCUUCUUACUGGUACUUGAAGCAGUAUCCUAUCAAGGAUAUUGGUAAGGUCGUGGACUAUAUUGUCUACAUGACAUACGAUCUUCAUGGACAGUGGGAAACAGAGAAUUCUCAUUCGCAGGAAGGCUGUGCAUUUGGUAACUGCCUUCGCAGUCAGGUCAAUCUCACUGAGACUCAGUACUCGCUAGCCAUGAUUACCAAGGCUGGUGUCCCAAGCAACAAGGUCAUUGUUGGUGUCACAAGCUAUGGGCGAUCGUUCAAGAUGGCCUCGGCUGGUUGUUAUGGCCCAGACUGCUUCUACACUGGCAGCAAGAUACACUCAGACGCCAAGGAGGGCAAGUGUACUGGUCAAGCGGGCUAUAUUGCCGAUGCUGAGAUCGCAGAGAUUCUCAAGGACAAAAGCCGCGUUGUCAAACACUUUAUUGACUCAACAAGCCACAGCGACCUAUUGAUAGGGUUUCCAUCUUCAAUUACACUUUUUUAA
Messenger RNA from Fusarium pseudograminearum CS3096, 2427 nucleotides. RefSeq lists its product as uncharacterized. The coding region runs from base 1 to 2427 and encodes 808 amino acids. Gene Ontology annotation, biological process: carbohydrate metabolic process. The record is from RefSeq and is a predicted model, not a curated record. Lineage: Eukaryota; Fungi; Ascomycota; Sordariomycetes; Hypocreales; Nectriaceae. The transcript has 2 exons. Gene Ontology annotation, molecular function: chitin binding.